Molecule: messenger RNA, 1608 nt
Organism: Astyanax mexicanus (Mexican tetra)
Lineage: Eukaryota; Metazoa; Chordata; Actinopteri; Characiformes; Acestrorhamphidae
Gene: eef1da
Product: eukaryotic translation elongation factor 1 delta a (guanine nucleotide exchange protein)
Exons: 11
Coding region: 105-1517 (470 amino acids)
Biological process (GO): translational elongation
Cellular component (GO): cytosol; eukaryotic translation elongation factor 1 complex
Molecular function (GO): guanyl-nucleotide exchange factor activity; translation elongation factor activity
Source: RefSeq, a predicted model, not a curated record
GGUGCUCCGGAGCCGCUCACUCAGUCCUCCAGCCGUCAAACACACAAACCCACAAAACCCUGCGACAUCCUGUCCUCACUUUUUAUCUCCGAACACAUUGGAAGAUGGAGAAUCAGAGGGGCGAUCAGGCCCGGCCAAGAGGUGCAGGGCGCCCCCAGCGGGACUCGGGGAACGGUCCCAACCUGCCCAGCGCUGUCCUGAAUGGGGACGACCUCCACGGAGCUCCACGGAGGAGAAGAACCAACCGCUCCUCCCGCUCUGAGAGUCAGGGCCUGGAGGAGGAAGGCGGCUUGAUGGAGGGGUUCGGACCCAUGCAGGGGGCCAGGGGGGAGAUCGUGUGGUUCAACAGCAGCAUGUACCAAGAGGCCGAAAGCUACUUUCAGAGCCCUGCGGCAGCGGCGGCGACGCCCAGACCCGCCCCGCUGUCCUCCUCGCCCAGAGACCGAGCCCACCGGCCCCUUGUGUUCAGAGCUAAACGCAACACCAGCCGGCAAAGUCAGGAGGAAGGCAGCCCUCGCCCGCCCAGCCACCAGCGCUCGUCCUCCGAGCCGCACAGGGGACGGCCGGCGCCGAGGGGAGGCGGCAGGAAGAGGGUGUUCUCGGAGACGGAGCGCGCCCCUCAGAAAAAACGGGACAAUACCAAAAUGAGUGACCUGCAGUGCCUUGCCCAGGAAAAUAUCUGGUUUGAUAAGUCCAGAUACGACGAGGCGGAGCGGCGCUUCUACGAGGGAGCGAACGGCAUCCCCCAGGCUCCUCAGGAGAAAGACGCUAGUGCCAUCCUGCAGGACAUUGUAAACGCCCGCCAGACUAUCCAGCAGUCCCUAGAUGAAGUGAAGGCAGCUCUACAGCCGGGUAAAGGGCACUCGCGUCCUCAAAAACCCCGCGAGCGCAAGACCAGUCAGAAUGCCAGCAGAUCAGAAGAUCACGGUGAGCUGGUAUCACGCAUGAAGAGCCUAGAACUGGACAACAAGAACUUGCACAAAGUGGUGGAUGACCUGAAGGCCAUGCUGUCCAAACUAGAGUCCAGAAUGUCAGAACUGGAGAAAAGCCAGGGUAAGCCAACCAGACCAGCUCCAGGCCUCCAGGCUGCUCCAGCUCCUAAUCCCAAGGUAGUGGUUAAAGAGGAGAACGAGGAAGACGACGACAUCGACCUGUUCGGCAGCGAUGAGGAGGAUGAAGAGGCAGAGCGCAUUAAAGCACAGAGAGUGCAGGAGUACGCUGCCAGGAAAUCAGCCAAACCCGUCCUCAUCGCAAAGUCCUCCAUCCUGCUCGACGUCAAGCCUUGGGAUGAUGAGACGGACAUGGCCAAGCUGGAGGAGUGUGUGCGCUCUGUGCAGGCGGACGGGUUGCUCUGGGGUGCCUCAAAGCUUGUUCCUGUUGGUUACGGCAUCAAAAAGCUGCAGAUCAACUGUGUGGUUGAAGACGACAAAGUUGGAACAGACAUGCUUGAGGAGGAGAUUACCAAAUUUGAGGACUUUGUCCAGAGUGUUGACGUUGCUGCCUUCAAUAAGAUCUGAGCCGAUGCUUGACAAUCAACCCAUCACCUCGGAGUUACUGCUGCUUUUGUAUUGCACGGUUACAAAUAAACAGUUUGAGCUUACAAUUAAA